GGUAGCCAGUAUGGCGGACAGCGAAAGUGAUAUAGAAACGGACGGGCUAGAAUUAGCUCUAGACUCAUUGUGCAGUCGUUAUUGCAGCGAUGUGUCCGCCCUAAAAAGCAAAGACUACUGCGCUGCGUUUUGUGAGUUGGUUGAAGCCUACACAGGCCAAUGGCAGGUUCCUCUUCCUCAACUGAAGGUGCUGCGGACAGCACUGCGUGGUUUCACAAAAGCCACGGCCAAAUUCCCCGAUGACUGUCAGCACGUCAACAAUAUUCUCAGCCGUCUGGCCUCGAGUAUCUUUGAGCUUCUGCUGUUUUUCAGCAUAGAGGAAUUUGGGGAAAAGCCUUUAAAAGACAUCCUAGACUCCUAUCAGGCAUGUCAUGCUGAGCUUUUAAGGCACAGGAAUGUAUAUCUUCAGCAUGCAAAGCUGAUCAUAAAAGCUGGUGGUCCAUGGGAGAAUCGGGUGUUGCAAGCAAUCCUAAAACGGACAGAUUUGCCUUCCAAAGAGGUUGACGAUUACCUAAGCUCAGAGCUCCCUGUUUUCUUGGAACUGCGGAUUCGCUAUCUGCAAGCAUGUGAGAGAAUACAUGAAGCUAUGGCCCUGGCUAAAGUCUGCCUGGAGAAGCACAAGCCUGGAAAACAUUUGUACUUCCAUCAAGCUUACUUAACCUGUCUCUACAAGGCCUCGCUGCAUGAACACCUACACAAGCAGAUGGAAGAGCUAGAUGGCCGGGAUGCGGUGGAGAUCAUCUGUAACACAGAGCGAGUCGAAAAAGAUGAGCUCCUUUUGUCGCUGUGCAAAGCCUUCCUUACCCAGCAGUUACACAAGGGUGACAUGUACUACAUAUGGGACCUAGUGUUCAUCUGGAGCAGGUUGCAUCUUCGAGCCCACCCGUCGACACAGGACUUCCUGACUGAGUGCAUGCAGUUGGCUUCCUCUGCAAAGAAUGUCCGCGCCAUCUUUCCCUUCAUCAAACUUGUCACCAACGAGCUGGGGGGCGACGGAGUGCACGUCUGCGUGGAGCUUUGUGCCACGGCCUUGCAGCUGUGUGACGUGCAAGCUGACAGUGUCGCUCAGUCUCUGGUCUCCAAGACCAUUACCUUCCUCCUGCCGGGAGACCUGGAGAUCUGUCGAGCAUGCGCCCUGCUCGUGUUCUGCCUGGAGCGAAGCCUGGAAGCUUACCGAAUGGUGCACCAUCUGUACAAACAUCCUGACCAGGAGACUCAUCCUCACCACAGCUUUGUCCCAACCAACGUCCGCUUCAAAAUUCUGCAGAUGCUGAAAGAACGUCUGUCUUUUGACCCAGAGUUCUGGAGCAUCCUGGCGCUCAGGAACCGCUGCUUGGAGUUGAUAAAUGACAGCGUAAUGAAGGACGUUCUUAUCGAUGAUAUGACGGGAGAAGAGGAGGAGGACAGCUGCUGUGAUGAGGAGCUGGCAAAUGUCUGCGUAAAUGAUUCUUACGCUCAAGACUUGCCCAGCAAGUGCGCUGGGCCUGAAUCUGAGAAACAGCCCCCUAUACUGGAACAUACUUCUGAUAGCCAGACGGUAAGCUUGUCAAGUAAUGCUCCUGUGAAGAAGAGAAACUGGCGCAGGAGACUGCAAAGGAAAGUCCACCUUUUGUCUGAUGAGGACAUGGACCAAGGUGAUGAUCCAGAGUUCAUGUACAAUCUCAAACCCACGUCUUUGUGUAGCAAAUCUGUAUAUUCACUAAGACACAAUCUCACUAAGAGGGAAAAUUGUACUUCUGUCAAACUCCCCGUCAAUCGAAAGAGAGAAUAUUUGUCCCGAUGUGUGAAGAGCCAAAUUUUUAAAAGGAAAGGCAAGAAGAAGAGAUGGUUGCAAGGUCUUCCCAGGCUGGAGGCGCCUCAAACCAUCCAAGAGAAGGUGGUCGUAGUGAAAGGGAAAAAGCGGGGCAGGAAGCCUGCCCAGAGAUGGGAGCUCUCUUACCCUGAUAAUGAAAUAUCCCUCCCCAAGGAUGAGUCUGGGCUUGUAGAGAAAUCUGAAACAGAAAGCACAGAGCAGCAAAUGCCUCACCUGGAGAAUGACCGUGAGAGUGCACAGAUGAAGAAACAACCCGAGGACAUAAAGGAUUGCGGUCAAACCCCGGCGGAAGGUUCCCAUAUUUGUGCUGUUUUUGCUGAGCCUCAGACUGUUAGCCCAGCUGUUGAAGCUGACCCCGAGCUUGAUGGACCACUCCAAGAAUUACAAAGCUCUCCAAUAGAACUUAUGCACAGUUACUAUCUAAAGCCUAUAAACAGUGACAGUGACAGUGACACAGUGCACCCUCCAGAAUCCUACGCACUCGAUAAUGACAUUGUGGAAGGGCCGCCAAUCCUUGACGACAGUAAAAAAUCAAACAGAAAGGUGAAAGUGGUGAGGACGUGGAAGGAAAAGUCUGAACGAGGACAAAAGUAUGCUCAUCUGAGUUACUACUGUAGCUCCUGUAAGAAAAACUAUAAAGGAUUGAAUGUGUUGAGGCAUUCCAUUGCCCACUUCAAGAGGCAGAACAGGUGUAUAAUCUGCGGGAAAUGCUUCCAACACUUCAUUGUAGGCAAAAAGCACAUUUGGGAUCACAUAGAGGAACUGUGCAAGAACCACAAAGACUCUGAUGCCGAAGGAGCUGGAACCACAAACGGGACGAGGAGUAAGCAGGCUGAGGCUCACAGUGAAAAAAAGACUUCAAACGAGGAACCUCGGAAACAUUGCAAAGUCAAAGUUUCCAGCCUUAGUAGGGAAGAUCGAAUCAUCCGAAACCUCCGCUUUGUCAUCAGGAAGAUGCAGGCCCAGUCCAAGAGGUUGAAUAAAGACACCACCACAACACAGUUAGACUUUAAGGACGACCAGGUCGUCAUUCAAGACGGCCUGGUCGUCGUCAAAGCUCCUGUGACCACAAAGGAGGAUGAAGUGGACCCGGCAGGAGAAAACGGCUAUAACGUGAUCUACAAGUUUCUGCUGUGCCCUUCCUUGUCCUGCGAUCGGGUGUUCCUGAAACUCGGAAGCAACUUUACCAAGCAUGCCGUCAGAUGUCACCUCAGCGAAGACCAGGUGCUGGAUAAGACCUUCAUCUGGGCCAAGCACAAAUGCACCUUCUGCUUUCGCAACCUCCAGUUUGUCCAGUAUUACAAGGAGCACAUAAGGCGCCAUGACCCCUCCCUGCCACACUUCUGCUACCACGCGCAAUGCGACCAGCGCUUCUUGACGUUGCAGGAACUGAAAGCGCACAUGAGCACCCAUGACCCUUUCAGUCCCGUGUGCGCUUUCGCCAACUGCGACAAGCAAUUCUCCAACUUAAUAAGCCUCUUCGACCACGAGUGGAGACACUACGUCCCGGCUCCUCAGAGGGACGAGCUGGAGCUGGGUCUCAACCGGCAGCAAAGGCAAAGCGACGAGGCUCCGUGGAAGCAGAGGGUGAAGUUUGAGGAGAUAUGGCUCCAGAGCAAGCAAAUGAAACAGGAUAGAUUGAGAGUUGAGAAAUCUACUGUCGGAAAUCUCAGCGAAAGAGUCAGUGAGGCGAAGGCGUCGGACACCGGGGCGGAUUCUUUGAAGGCGGCAGAGCUUAGCCAAAAGCCCGUCAACGGAUUCGAGGAGGCGAAACAAAGCAAAGUGUCGAAACGAAGCACUAACAAACCCCAUCGGAAAAAGAAGUUCAGGUUUACCUGUGUCAAGCCACCUCCAGAUCCCUUGAACGUCAAGGACCUGGAGCAGGCUGCCACAAUGUCCGAGGUCGUCCGGAAGUUGGAGGAGCCGCUCAUCGCCGAGCACAAGAGCUUCAACCCUCAAGAUCCUUCCUACGCGCCUUUCUACAAAAUGCACUUCACCAGGCUGCCGCCCUCCACCUACAUGGACGAGUCUCAGCUGUCCAUGCGCAAGAGGAGAGACAUGGACAAGGACGCUCACCCGCAAAGUCAGCCCUGUAGUUCUCACAGCCAGAUGGAUCAUUGGGCAAGGAACGAGACACACAAGAGCAAAAGUAACCAUGAACAGAAGAUUAGACAUAGGUGCGAUAAGUGUCUCUCCUCCUUCAGCAGCAUACAAGAACUCCAGAAACACAAAGCUCUCAACACCUGCUCCGCUUUAUUUGGUUUUGACUCUGAAGACGAAACUUAACACGCCUUAUCGAAACCUGUUCGUUUGACCAAAAAUAUGUACAUUUUCUUUUUACUUUGGUUAUGAUAUGAGGAGGACUGAAACUGAAGUGCAACAUACUGAUACUUUUUUUUUUUUUGUCUUAUUCAGUCUAGACAAUGACCAACCAGAUACAGUAUGUGGGUCAAUAAGGCUCUGACUGUUUCUCAGUGCUUGUCCGUCAUCGGAACCAUCAAAAUAUCCAAGGAGCCACAUCCUCUUGGAUCGCUUGUGCCAUUUGCUAGCUAGUCCGUAAAAGUCAGUCUAACUUGUAGAAAUUGAUUGAAAGAAAUUCAUCUGUUUUGGGUACUAAUAUUCAUUCUUCUCUGACAGUCUUCCAAAUGCAUCACCCAUGAGCAGUGUGUGCCAAUCAAAAAGGCUUGAGAGUAAUAUCAAAUAUGUCGUGGAUUUAAUUUCAAGGUCUGACACAUAGUGAUUAAGUUUAUGGAAAAUUUAAUGGAGGUAUUUACUCAAGCAAUCACAAAACUAUAUGAAAUGAUCCAAAUCUGCCCAGACCUCCUCAGUAUUUCACUACGUAGGAAAGAAGAGUUAGCUCGCUCACUCAACAAGCAAAAUUAAAUGGGCCACUUUGUUGUUUGUGUACAAAUCUUCAAGGUCAUUAUGUUGGAUAUAUUUUUUUUUAUGUAUGAGCUAGGUUAUUUAUGUGUACAAAUGUAAAAAAAAACAAAAAACAAAAAAACAUUAUGGUUUAAUGCCAAACUAUUUUUGUUACAUAAAGUGACUAAAAUCUGUUUAAUUAAACAUGAAAAUUU
Phycodurus eques (leafy seadragon) is the source of this 4890-nucleotide messenger RNA. RefSeq names its product zinc finger protein 654-like. The transcript has 11 exons. Gene Ontology annotation, biological process: regulation of transcription by RNA polymerase II. Lineage: Eukaryota; Metazoa; Chordata; Actinopteri; Syngnathiformes; Syngnathidae. Gene Ontology annotation, cellular component: nucleus. The record is from RefSeq and is a predicted model, not a curated record. Gene Ontology annotation, molecular function: DNA binding; DNA-binding transcription factor activity, RNA polymerase II-specific. Bases 11 to 4099 code for a protein of 1362 amino acids.